UGCUCCACAAAUAUGAAAAUGUUCCUUCUGCAGCCCGGAGAACAUGGCAAAGACAUUUAGUCCCUGCAGCUCUUCAUUUUGAUGCAAAUGUGAGGCAGGUUGGACCGCGGGAGGGGGGAGGGGGACUGAGGGGAAAUGCAAUUGAAGGAUUUCUUUGUGGAGGCCCGAUGCAAAUCCCAAAUGUUCUCAGGGUCUGAAAACAAAAACAGCAUGGGUGCUGUUGUAGGACUCUUGAAGAGAUGCACCUUCUGAAUAUUUCUCUCUUACUUCAUGGCUCCAGUGCUGGUGAAGCCACUAUUAUUAUUAUUAUUAUUAUUAUUAUUAGACUUUCUGGUGAUGAAGUCGCCGCCUCCUUCAAGCGAUGCCCAGUGUGAGCUCUCUCCGGCUGGAUGAAGCCAGUGUACACGGUGGCAUGUGGCUGGGAUUAGGACAUUUCACUGUGGAUUAAAAUCUUUUUCCAACGCCUCCAUGGCCACUCGCUGAAAGAAAGGAGUCUGAAGAUCCAGUGAGCACUCUGGGCCAAUGGUCUCACUUAGCAGCUACAGGAUGUUCCAGGUGCUCCAGGGUCACAUCCAGCCGGCUGGACACCGAAGCUGCAAAACUCGCCUGGUCACCAAAGACGGGCGCUGCAACAUCGAGUUCGGCAACAUCGAAUACAGCAACCACUUUGCGUACCUGUUGGACUUCUGGACCACGUUUGUGGAGAUCCGCUGGCGCUUUGUUCUCCUGCUGUUUGUGGCUUCGUUCACCGGCAGCUGGUUCGUUUUCAGCCUGCUGUGGUACUGGAUCGCGCAGAGCAACGGGGAUCUGACAGGGCAGAACCGCACAGACGGACACGUGCAGUGUAUUGACAAUGUUAACGGCCUCACGACGGCGUUCCUCUACUCCCUGGAGACCCAGACCACCAUCGGGUACGGUGGCAGGGCGCUAACUGGACACUGCACCGGCACCGUGGCUCUAAUUAUAAUCCAAUCUCUAAUCGGCGUCUUUAUCAAUUGCUUCAUGUGUGGCGUCAUCUUGGCCAAGAUCUCCUUACCCAAACGACGGGCAAAGACCGUCACCUUCAGCGACACAGCCGUCAUCUGUUUGAAGAAAGGAAGUCUGUGUCUCCUGAUCCGCGUAGCAAACCUUCGAAAGACGUUAUUAAUCGGCAGCCAGAUCUACGGAAAGCUGCUCCGGACAACGACCACGUCAGAUGGCGAUACCAUCAUUCUGGACCAGGUGGAUAUCGACUUUAUGGUCGACGCCGGCAAGGAUAACUUGUUCUUUGUGUGCCCUAUGACCCUCUACCACGUGAUCAACACAUCGAGCCCGUUCUACGAGCUGUCGGCUGACUCUCUCCCCCACCAGGACUUUGAGCUGGUGGUCUUUUUGGACGGCACGGCCGAGUCCACCAGCUCCUCCUGUCAGGUCCGAACCUCCUACAUCCCUCAGGAGAUGAAGUGGGGGUUCAGCUUCCUGCCCAUCAUCUCCCGCACAAAGACGGGAAAGUACCAUGUGGAUUUCUCAAACUUUUCCAAAAGCGUGCGGGUCACAACGCCGCACUGCGUCCACUGCUUCGAGACAGACGCAGACCAGAGAAACCACAACAGCCACAACAGAGAAAAUCACAACAACCAGCAGAAGUUGGGGAUCGACAACUUGGGGUUUCAGGUGAUCGACAUUCACGACUCUGUGGACAUCACCAAAAUGUGAGCGGUUAGGAGAGGAGAGUGAAUCAGGAAGUGGGAAAUAAAGCGGGAAAAGUUACUUACUUUGAAGCAAACAAAGUACUUUUCAAGGAACUAAAAGGUUCAUUCAGCCCAUUGUUGUCUUACCCAAGAAGAUUAGGAAAAAGUCGUCUACUGCCACUACUACGACAUUUCCAAACAGCCGUUAUUUGGAUAAACUGACAAAAUGGUUACUUUCUUGCCUGCAGUGAAGUGUCAGAAACUGCAGUUCCACAAAUGGCCACUUGAGGCUCCAAAAGCCAGUCAAUCUCCACAGACCUCCUUGUCAAAAUGUCCGACUUUACAGCAGAAAUAAACAUGUUUACAGCCUGCUACAAAAAAAGGUUUUGGUCUCUAUAGCUAAUUGUGUUUAACUCAAUCAUUUUAAUUUUAUUACGGCAUAAUUUAGGGUAUGAGCGCUGACAGCCUUCUCGAGUCGCUAACCGCUAGCUUCCGUUCAACCGACGAUGCACAUUUUUUUAGAUUAACCGAGAGUUGGACGGCGGCUCUCAGAUGCAGAUUUUAAAUGCCGGUUGAUGACGUCCUGUGAGUCGUAUGUCAUAAGUAUGCAGUCUGCAAGCCAGCAUGCUUUUCUGGCUAAUCUGACCCACAAUCCUUUGCACAGCAGAUAUAUGAUGACGGUCAAAUGUCAAGGCCUCAUGUUAGGAGGACGUAGUAAGCUACUGCAAACUGCAUGCAACAGUACGUAAGGGUUACUGCAGGUUGUACUAAAAGUAAAAAGAUAAAGUAUGCACAGCCAAAUGUCUCCGUAACUUAAUUUAAACUCUGGUCCCUGCGGUUGAAACGCAAUGAGUUCCUCAAAAGGUCCCUAGUUCCUGCGCUAAGUUUUAAUCAGAAUUUCUUGACGAGGAGGGACUCGGAAGAAGUAUUUGCUUCCUC
Messenger RNA from Cottoperca gobio, 2609 nucleotides. Its product is annotated as ATP-sensitive inward rectifier potassium channel 1-like. Gene Ontology annotation, molecular function: ATP-activated inward rectifier potassium channel activity. Gene Ontology annotation, biological process: potassium ion import across plasma membrane; regulation of monoatomic ion transmembrane transport. Bases 523 to 1695 code for a protein of 390 amino acids. The transcript is spliced from 2 exons. Gene Ontology annotation, cellular component: plasma membrane. The record is from RefSeq and is a predicted model, not a curated record. Lineage: Eukaryota; Metazoa; Chordata; Actinopteri; Perciformes; Bovichtidae.